AUGCACCCUUUCUCCGUCCUCACUCUUGGCAUCUUCAUAGCUGGAUACACAACCGCCCGCUGGGACCUUGUGACGCGACUGUAUGAGCUCGCCAUAUUCGCCUGGGACCACGGUGUUGUGACGCGUGCAGCCAAAGGUUUCGCGAUUCUUUCGAUAGCCUUCUUCGUCCUGAUAAUACCCAUCGAACGCAUCGCUGCCCAAGAGAGCGAGCAGGUCACAUCCCCGCAUCGGAGCAAGUGGUAUCUCGGCAAGAGAGCAGCUGAAGCGACGAGGAUCAUUCUAGCAGAGGGACGGAAUGUUGACAUGGUCACGAACAAUGGGCUGAUGCGCAUCUUCUGGCCAUCGGAUACGCCAAGCGGAACGAACGCCGGCGUGCUUGUGGGAUGGAGGAAUUCCGAGUUGGAUAUAUUCGUUGUAACGGUUCUUCAGGAUGUGGAGCUACGAAGAGUCGAUAAUGCCUUGCGCGUGGGAACCCUCUUCCACAAUAACCCAUACCCCAUGAGCACCAUUCUCGAGCGAUGUGGAUAUUCGUCUCUCCAGGUUCUUGGGAGUUUAAAUCCGGAAACCGCUCCCACCGUCUUCAAUCCGAAGGAGCUGGUCGCAUACACUGUUCCGUCGUCACGGUUCCCGCGGAUAUUUUGCCCUAAGGAUGGCGGCCUAACUGUGCAGGUGAUUCUUUUCAAUCGACCUGAUCCUGCUCGUAUGCAAUAUCUCUCUCUGACACCAAUCUCCCUGGCGCUAGCGGACAAACCGGACCGGGCGGGUAGAGGGAUACCGCCACUAGAUGGCAUUGAUGCAGAGGAAGAACAAGAGCGGAUGCGCAAACAGAAACUUGUCGAAAAGCUCAAGUUGCACACUGUUAUCCGGAACACGCCGAGCCAGAAAGAAUUGGCUCUCAUCAGCAUCAUAAACCAGGCUAACUGCUCCAACGAGAUAGCUGCCCUGGUCCAAAAGAACAAGGGGCUUGUAGGCGCUCGGCCUAAGCGAGCUUUGAGUGUAAGCGAACGGGUCGUAGAAUCGGCGACUACCCUGUGGGGUUUAUUUCUGAUCGGGUUCUGGCACGUUUUGUGCAAUUGGAUAUACCCUGUUGCGGCACAGCUCUUUAUCCUGGGGCUUAUCGCGCAUAGAAUUGCCGGAGAAUUGCUUUUAAGGAUUCUGGAUUGGCGGCUCCUCCCAGACUCUGCUGCCCUCAAAGACGUCUCCGCUACGGCGCAGCAAGUGGACAUUCGGUUGCAACAGUUUUGUUACUGGCCCAUCCAGUAUCUGACGUUGCGGAAGAGAAAGGGAAACUGGCAGAGCAUAACGACCAGUCAUCCGGAAUAUAUCCGCUUCUACAACAGCCUUUGGCUGGUUGCGAACGAUGUCAUCAUUGGCAUUGCUCUAGGCUCAUACAUAAUAGAGAACGCCCAUUACGUGGCUGCUCAGGUAGACGUCGUACUCAGCGAGUGGUCUAUAGAAGGACUGCGGAGGAUGAUAUCGUGGCUUAUGGAUUGGCCGGCUGGUCUGAAACUGAACAAUGAAUUGGCCGCGUUCCUUGGAGACCUCUUUCUAUGGGUCAUUGAUUAUUGGGCCGGAUGCAUGGCAACGCUACGUCCGGCACUCCCCGGCAUCAUUCACUUCAUUGGCUUUUCCAGCUUCGCAGGCGCCACCAUGCCCAUCUCCCUUUUCUCUGACCUGGUCUCCGUGCUUACACUGCACAUAUAUUCCUUCUACGUUGCAUCUGCUCGGAUCUUCAACUGGCAACUCAGCAUUCUCUUCUCCCUCUUUCAUCUCUUCCGCGGCAAGAAGCGCAACGUUCUGCGCAAUCGCAUAGAUUCCUGCGAUUACGAUCUAGACCAACUUCUCCUGGGGACGAUACUAUUUACGCUGCUCUUCUUCCUGGUUCCGACAGUUCUCGUUUUCUACCUUACUUUUGCAUCUGCAAGGAUGGCCAUAAUAACUCUCAAAGCCGUUCUCGAUACCCUUCUUGCAUGUCUGAAUCAUUUCCCUCUUUUCGCAUUGAUGCUUCGCAUUAAAGACUCUAGGCGUUUACCCGGCGGCAUCCGUUUCGAUCUCCAAGAUACCCGUUCCGCCAAACUACCGGAACAAUCGAAUUCAGCGCCGACAUCCUACAUCAUCCUCAAGUCGGUGCCGCUCCCCCUCCGCGCCAUGUUCAACGAGUACUUCCAGCUGGGCAACCGGAUCCGGCGGCACUACAUAUCGCCAGGCGUGUUCUUGUGCCUGGUAACGGGCCGCUUCGUGCCGCCCAUCCACCGCAAGAACCUCUACAGCCUGCAGUACAGCAUGCUGCCGGCGCGGCGGGCGGGCAUCCUGGAGCUGUGGGCGCGCAUUACGGAGAAGGAGGAGAAGCAGCCGCGCAGGAGCGUCAUGCUGAACGGCGGCGGGCUGAAGGCGGGGUGGCGCAUGAAUGGCGUGCGGAGGGCGCGGGAGUAG
Molecule: messenger RNA, 2433 nt
Organism: Aplosporella prunicola CBS 121167
Lineage: Eukaryota; Fungi; Ascomycota; Dothideomycetes; Botryosphaeriales; Aplosporellaceae
Exons: 7
Coding region: 1-2433 (810 amino acids)
Biological process (GO): GPI anchor biosynthetic process
Cellular component (GO): membrane; endoplasmic reticulum
Source: RefSeq, a predicted model, not a curated record